Messenger RNA from Entrophospora candida, 502 nucleotides. The record is from the annotation of a GenBank genome assembly. NCBI's taxonomy places the organism in Eukaryota, Fungi, Glomeromycota, Glomeromycetes, Entrophosporales, Entrophosporaceae.
GCACAUGAAUGGUGUGAGGAUUCACUCCUGAAAACUCAUUAUGCUAAACACAAACCAGUAUCCAAUGAUAACCAGCUUGUUGGAGUUCAACAUCAGAUUAUACCAUCUUUAUUUAAUGAUGAGACUUUUUGUGGUCAUCAAGUUGAAGAUGCUGGAAAGUAUAUAUUUAAAAAUGAGCUCUAUCCUAAAAGUAGAAACAGACUUGUAAAUGUUUUGAUGAAAACAUUUGGUGAAAUUAGCAAUGAAAAAAGGGAAUUCUUUAACUCAUUGAUUCCAUAUUUCACAGAAGAAAAAUUAAAAGAGGAUUCAACACUGUGGGAAGAAAGAUCUAACCCAAAUUUUAUGUGUGUGGUGGAGGAAGGACAAUUGAGCAUCACACGGAUUUCAGCAGAGAGUAAUAAACCAGAACAAAUAGAGAGAAUAUUACCACUCACUGUGGUAGGCGAAAUGGGAUUUUUCACUGAUAAACCACGACGAACAAAUUUGGUGACAAUAACUCCAU